This is a messenger RNA of Mesorhabditis spiculigera, 261 nucleotides long. The record is from the annotation of a GenBank genome assembly. Lineage: Eukaryota; Metazoa; Nematoda; Chromadorea; Rhabditida; Rhabditidae.
AUGCCCGGCCAAAAGCAACAAUCCAUCGGAUUCGGCUUGAACUUUCUGGGUCAGCCGAAUGGAUGGCAGCUGAAUGCUCAGAUGAAUUACCCAGCCUUCCCACCCGGCCAAACGCAGCCGUGGUACAAUUUUGUCUACUACCCACAGUCUGCAUACAAUUUUGUGAGGGACGGUCAGCCGACGAAUGUUUGGUGGCCGUUUUUGCUACAAACUACAACUGAUGCCCAGUCGAGUUAUGAUCAGAAUGCUGGGCUACAAAAC